AUGAAAAGGAGGACGGACAUUAUAAUGGAUAAUGCAUUAAAAAAUGUUAAAUAUUACAAAGCAAAUGAACGAAACGAGGAACAGGCAGACAACAAAUUGAAAGAGAAUUUGGCUCUGAAUUCCACAGAGAUUGACAAUUUACCAAAAGAAAUGCCUGACAUUAACAAUUUUCUUAUUAACAUCAAUCAGAUUGACUUGGAAUCGGCUGAUAGAAUGAAAAACCAAAAAGAGAACAUGAAUCCGAAUUCUGCAGUUACUGAAGAAGAAUCACUAAUUAAAAUGACAAACAGCGGCAAUAUUGCUGUCAAUUAUGAGAGUAAACUUAAAUCUUCAGUGUGCAGUGAUACUAUAGAGAACUUAUUUUCAAAAUCCUCAUCGUUCAUUGAAAACUCCCCACAGUGUACGACCAACGACAUUUUUAACCUCAGCCAAUAUAUAAAAACGCAGUGGACUGACACUUCAGAUAAUGAGUUAAUUCUUAAUCGAGACAUACUCACCAGGAGACCUAUUCAGGAAAAAAGAGUAUCUUCUUCAUCUUGUAAUAGUUCAAGUUCAUCUCGUUCAAGUUCAUCAAGUUCCAGCUCCUCAAAUUCUAGUCCAUGCUCUUCGAGCAACGCACAAAAUGUGAACUCUAACGUGAUUACCUGUCAUAUUAAUGCGGAUGGUGCGAGUACCAGCCAAUUAGCUACAAGAAGUCUUCGUGGUAGAGCUAUUUUAAAAUCAAAUUAUUGUGUAUCACCUAUUAAUGCUGCUGAAAGUGAUCCUGAUUUAAGUGAUAAUGACCCUACAUUUCAAGACCCCAACGAAAUUUCAACGCGUCUUAGAAGCUUGUCCUCUUCCUCGACAGACUCAACUUCACAACCUGUAACACCCCAACAUGAGAUACAACAACCUGAGACAAGUAACGUUAACGAACCGAACACGACUCAAAGAAUAUCAAGAAAAAGGCAGCGUAACCCCGCAUCCUGGAAGCAAAAUAUUAGUAAGGCAUUGCGCAACACUGGAAAAUCUUACAUUUCCCUAUCUAAAUCUAGAAAAGAAGUUCCAGCCCGUUGUAUAAAAAACCCAUGCGCUCCAUGUCGAUUAAAAUGUCCUAAUCAAAUUAAUGAAGCCCAAAGAUCUGAGAUUUUUGAAUCCCUAAAAAAAGAUAGAUGUGAUCUGUGUUUGGAGUACGAAAUGGCAUCUGUAGAUCACAAAGCAAAGCUGAAGGAAAAAUUCGAUACCCAUUUAAAAGAGAAAGACCUUUGUCGCCUUGAAAAGAAGAACGACCGCAGAAACAUUGGUGAAGGAAAUAUAUGUACCGUAUAUGAUUUGCAAGCAGUCAUGCAAUGCCCUUUAGGAGACUCGAGUUCUUUUUAUUAUAUAUCAAAACUCAACUGCCUAAAUUUUACUAUGGCUGAGCUGGCUCAGAAAUCCGACAAGAAAACAAAUAAAGAACAGGAAAUUGAAGGGAAUCAGGGAAGAAGGGGAGAAGAUAGAAUUGAAGAAGAAACUACACUAUUAAUAAGAGAUCAUCUGCGAAGGCUUGGAGAUGACAUCCAUUGGAUAGCUCAGAUGUUAAGAGCUCAUCAAGUAUCAGGUUCCAUAGCAUUGGACCGCAAACUGAACCCUGAACGCAUCCCCGAGACAUAUACUUGGUAG
Parnassius apollo (apollo) is the source of this 1641-nucleotide messenger RNA. NCBI's taxonomy places the organism in Eukaryota, Metazoa, Arthropoda, Insecta, Lepidoptera, Papilionidae. The record is from the annotation of a GenBank genome assembly.